This is a messenger RNA of Paramecium pentaurelia, 483 nucleotides long. Lineage: Eukaryota; Ciliophora; Oligohymenophorea; Peniculida; Parameciidae. The record is from the annotation of a GenBank genome assembly.
UAUGAUCAGAGGAUUAAGAUUGUUGUAGAUGAGACCAAUCUUUUGUUUUGCUGCUGAUAAGACUCCUGCAACUACUUAAGGGAAACAAUAAUAAGCAAAGCCAAUUCAAGUUUAUAAAGAUGGAUAAUUAAUAACAAAGAAUUAUGUGUAAUUGAAAAAGUAAUAAGAUAUUGAAGGAUAUGUACUCACAUUGGUUAAGAAUUAUUAUAGAACAACAAAUAAAGUAAUGAAUGAUAAUAAUAAUGUUUAGUCAGCUUUAACAUUAGAUUCUGAAUUAGAAUAGCAUGGAUUAGAUAGUUUGGAUUCAAUUGAAUUGUCUAUGCAAGUAAAGACAUAUUGAAUAAAUUAGAUUGAAGAAGAUUUGGGAUAUGUGAUUUCAGCUGAAACCUUGCCAGUGUUGAAUAAGGUGAGACAUUAUGUUAAUUACAUAAAAUAAGUUGAGCAAUAUAAAGUGGAAAAUAAUUCUGCUCCAUUGGCAUGAUU